Messenger RNA from Acomys russatus (golden spiny mouse), 987 nucleotides. RefSeq names its product LSM8 homolog, U6 small nuclear RNA associated (gene Lsm8). NCBI's taxonomy places the organism in Eukaryota, Metazoa, Chordata, Mammalia, Rodentia, Muridae. The record is from RefSeq and is a predicted model, not a curated record. Gene Ontology annotation, biological process: mRNA splicing, via spliceosome. The coding region runs from base 24 to 314 and encodes 96 amino acids. Gene Ontology annotation, cellular component: U6 snRNP; precatalytic spliceosome; U4/U6 x U5 tri-snRNP complex. The transcript has 4 exons. Gene Ontology annotation, molecular function: RNA binding.
CCCGGAACUCCGGGCCCAGCGGCAUGACGUCUGCCUUGGAGAACUACAUCAACCGAACUGUUGCUGUUAUUACUUCUGAUGGGAGAAUGAUUGUGGGAACACUAAAGGGUUUUGAUCAGACCAUUAACUUGAUUUUGGAUGAAAGCCAUGAGCGGGUGUUCAGCUCUUCCCAGGGAGUAGAGCAAGUGGUAUUAGGGUUGUACAUCGUGAGAGGUGAUAAUGUAGCAGUCAUCGGGGAAAUUGAUGAAGAGACAGAUUCUGCACUGGACUUGGGGAACAUCCGAGCAGAACCUCUGAACUCCGUAGCACACUGAAGGCUCAGUGUGUAGUCAGAUGUCUGUAAAUCUGUACAGAAGCUUCUUCGAAGAUGAUGUUUAGACUUUUGUAUGAGUAUGUAAUUACGUGAUUGUGAGUUUUGACUUCAUGUUGGUACACUAUAAAUAUUUCUACAUUUUUAUUGGGAAACAUUGCCUAAAUUAAUAAAUGUGGUUACCUGGUUUAUUUUUCUACAAAAUGAUACAAAAAUCUAAGGAUCGUUUUAAAAACAGAGAAAAUACCAUUACUUUUGGUAAUUUAAUAUUUAUGGGAAAUUGGCUGUAAAGAGAACUUAGGCUAUUGUUGUAAUUUAUACAUAGAAAUAAUAGUAAUAAAAGAGACAUCUUUUUGUGAUUUUUUUUUCUUAAUUACCAGUCAGUACAUUGUUCUCUACAGGUACCUGAGUUGUGGACAUUUAUCCCAUUGCACAACUGUUCUUCAGUAGUUGAAAAAAAUCGUUUCUUAGGUAUAAGAGAUGUGAAUAAAUAAUUUGCUUGAUUAAUGAAAAACUUGCAAACUUAAGUUGCAACAGAAGUUAAUAAGAGGGACUGGCGAGAUAGCUCAGUGGUUAAGAGCAGUGUCUGCUCUUCCAGAGGUUCUGAGUUCGAUUCCCAGAAACCACAUGGUGGCUCACAACCAUCUAUAAUGUGAUCUGGCGCCCUUUUCUGUCAU